This is a messenger RNA of Paramecium octaurelia, 1054 nucleotides long. NCBI's taxonomy places the organism in Eukaryota, Ciliophora, Oligohymenophorea, Peniculida, Parameciidae. The record is from the annotation of a GenBank genome assembly.
AUGUUAAAAAGUUAAUCAACAGAACUAUUUGUCAGUCCUGAAGAAUUAUAAAGAAUCACUUUCUUCGCUUCUCAGAAUCAAAGGAACAGUCAUAAACCAAACAUCUCAACUGUGAAAUAGGAGGAAUACACCUUCAAGCCUUCAGUAAGAAAUACUCCGAUAAUUAAUCGUAGAUCAAUAAGAAAUCUGCCAAUAUCCAAAGAACAGUUGAUGAUCUCUUAAGAUGGAAUGAAAGGAAAUCAUAAAGAUUGCAACAGUGCUAUGAAGAUGCUGUAAGUGUGCAUUUCCAAUUAGAAAGACAUAAGAAUUGCAAUAAAAUGCCAACCGCUUAACACAUGAAGUUGACACCAAUUAGCCUAGUGUUUUCGAAAGAUUGUAUGUAGUAAGGAAAAGCAAUGAAACUAUUUAAUGUAAUUGUUCCCUUGCAAUUCAUUUAUAAAUAGAAACCACCAAGCGAAAUACAUCUGACUCGCAUCCAUACUUUACUAAGAAUAUGUCCAACACACUCUAUUCUGAAUAUAAAAAACAAGUGAGUGGCACUCCAGAAUAAUAAGAGAGCGAACAUCAACAAGUCCUAGAAUAAGAAGAGCCAACUCCUUAAAAAGUAUGUCUACCCAACAGAUUCUAUUUUGAGCAAUCAGAACAUCAACAAAAUACUGAACCCGAAGUAUCAUUUGAUAUGCCAUUCUCUAGCCCAAAGUCACUAUACCAUAGCAUAUGUUUGUAGACUUUAGAUAACAAAUCAAAUAGAUCAACGAAGAGCCUGAACCAGUUCCUUCCAAAAAGCCUUUGAAUAAGAAGGAGAUAGAUCUGAUGGUAGAGAGGUAAAGUAUACUUAAUUCUCAUAAUUAGAAUGAAUAAUUGGCUAUAAAAAAGAAAUUAUAAAAUCUAAGAACAAUAGGAUAGGCAAAUGCAAAAUGAAUCCAACGAAUGUACUUUCUAUCCAAAACUUAGCUGCACAAAGCAAACUAAAGCAUAGCAAUCAUUUCAAAAUUCUCAAAGAGUUUCAUAACAAUCUUCAUAUUCCAAUUUAUUCAGAAGUAAGAACAACUGA